AAUCCCAACAUAAUCUCCCUCGCUCUUAUAUCUUCAUAAGAAAACAUCAAACCAAUUAAGAACCUGCAUAUAGUGAAUCAAGAGCAUACCAUAUAACUCAAACACCUUAAGGAUCAUUGGUGCUAGUUAUGGAGAACGAUAUAUGCAAGAAAGGAUCGCCAUCAAUGUCAAGGAACUCAUCGACCGGAUACUACUAUCAGCGUAGGUCGGAGGGUGUUCCGUUCAAGUGGGAAAUGCAGCCAGGGACUCCAAUUAAUACUCAUACGGUGAAGACUGUUCCUCCGCUCAGUCCUCCUCCGGCGAUGCUCAGCCUCGGCUUCCCCAAGCCAUCCAUCUCCGUAGAAGAGCCAAAGAACUAUGUGUUUCCAGGGAAGCUGAAGCUGCGGAAAUGGAAAUAUAUUCGUUACAAGAAAUAUUUCUCUAGAUUGGCUAACAAAAUGGUUUUGCCUUCGAUUCGUUUGUAUCCUGAGAAACGGUAGAUGGUCACAAAUGAAUAUCAUAUGAAAAUAGACCGUGUUAAUAUCUUA
This is a messenger RNA of Raphanus sativus (radish), 527 nucleotides long. RefSeq lists its product as uncharacterized. NCBI's taxonomy places the organism in Eukaryota, Viridiplantae, Streptophyta, Magnoliopsida, Brassicales, Brassicaceae. The transcript has a single exon. The record is from RefSeq and is a predicted model, not a curated record. Bases 129 to 479 code for a protein of 116 amino acids.